CAAGAGAAACAGACCCUCACGUCUUAUCGUCAUUUCUUCCCAGAAACACACACAAUGCCAAACUGGGGCGGAGGCAACAAGUGCGGAGCAUGCCGUGGGACAGUUUACCAUGCCGAGGAGGUUCAGUGUGAUGGGAAGAGUUUCCACAAAUGCUGCUUUCUCUGCAUGGUGUGCAGGAAGGGCUUAGACAGCACCACGCUGGCAAUUCACGACCAGGAGAUCUACUGCAAGUCCUGCUACGGGAAGAAAUACGGCCCUAAGGGCUACGGCUACGGACAGGGAGCGGGGACGCUCAACAUGGACCGAGGGGAGCGGCUGGGAAUCAAACCUGAGGAGUAA
Molecule: messenger RNA, 339 nt
Organism: Menidia menidia (Atlantic silverside)
Lineage: Eukaryota; Metazoa; Chordata; Actinopteri; Atheriniformes; Atherinopsidae
Source: the annotation of a GenBank genome assembly